AUGGCCGCCGCCCCGACGCCUUCCAAGAAGGAGACCAGCUUGCGCGAGUUCCUAGGCAAGAUGGAUGAUUAUGCGCCAAUCCCGGCCUCCCACCCCCAGGCACCGGCCCCAACCAAACCCCCCCCACACCUCGCACGUCUCCUCGCGCUCGCGACGCAGAAAUUCGUCUCAGAUAUCGCAGCCGAUUCCUACCAGUUCGCGCGCAUCCGCGCCUCUAACAGUUCCUCCGCCAACAACCCCAUGGGCAGUCUGACAGCUGCGUCUGGUCUCGGCGGGCCCGCGGGCCCUGCGCCGGGCGGCCCUGCUGGCGCCGACAAGGGGGGCAAAGGAAAUACGCAUCUCGGCAUUCAGCGGGCUGGAUUUGGAGGUGGGGGUUCGGGUGGUACAGGACAAGGCCGGACGGUGCUUACCAUGGAAGAUCUUGGCAUGGCAGUUUCCGAGUACGGGGUUACCGUGAAGCGCGGCGAGUUCUAUCGUUGA
Molecule: messenger RNA, 480 nt
Organism: Penicillium manginii
Lineage: Eukaryota; Fungi; Ascomycota; Eurotiomycetes; Eurotiales; Aspergillaceae
Product: putative TFIID and and SAGA complex TAF10 subunit
Exons: 2
Coding region: 1-480 (159 amino acids)
Biological process (GO): transcription initiation at RNA polymerase II promoter
Cellular component (GO): nucleus; transcription factor TFIID complex; SAGA complex
Molecular function (GO): RNA polymerase II general transcription initiation factor activity; promoter-specific chromatin binding
Source: RefSeq, a predicted model, not a curated record